This is a messenger RNA of Prorocentrum cordatum, 555 nucleotides long. Lineage: Eukaryota; Dinophyceae; Prorocentrales; Prorocentraceae. The record is from the annotation of a GenBank genome assembly.
AUGGCGCAGCUCAGCGACAUCCAGACUUUGCUGGAUAAUGGCUUCGGGAAGCUGCGGAAGGACCUGAAGGUCGACAUCCUGAAGGAAAUGGGCCAGCUGAUCGACGCCAAAUUCGACGUUCGACUCAAGCAGGAACAGGACGAGCUCAUGGGCGAGAUCUGGAAGCUCCAGGAGAGGACUGCUGCUUUAGAGGCCCGGGCGGACUCAGGCGGCGUUGGGACCAAGCGCGCGCUCAGCGAAGGUCCUGGAUACCGGGCUGCGCGCACCGAUUUUUCCGACAAUGGAUUCCUCGUUUUCAAGGGGCUCCCGUUCCUUAUGUGGUCCAGGGCGUUGGUCAGACACGCGGAGACGGUUUUCCAUCCGCUCUCCCCGAAUUCCCCGCUCCCGCAGAUCCGCGCCGCCAGCAACACCACCCACGUCCGCCUCAUCUUCAACGACUCCGCCUCGGCGAAGACCGUGUUCAUCGACAUCGGCGGCAUGGGGCAGCUGAUCACGAUCUGCACGGUUCAGGAGGACGGCGUUUCCACCCGCGCACACGACAACGGGCUCGACAAG